Molecule: messenger RNA, 1109 nt
Organism: Ichthyophthirius multifiliis
Lineage: Eukaryota; Ciliophora; Oligohymenophorea; Hymenostomatida
Exons: 5
Molecular function (GO): Hsp90 protein binding; Hsp70 protein binding
Source: RefSeq, a predicted model, not a curated record
GAUUAAUAAAAAAAAAAUAGAUUAAAAAAUGCUUCCAAAAGUAAAUCAACCAAACGCAUAACAAACAUUACUUAAAAAAGAUAACAUAGCUUCCUAAUUAAUUGUAGAAGAUCACUUAAAGAGCAUGUUAGCUAAAUCUGCUAAUGCAGUAUAUAAGCCAUGGAAAAACAAUUUUGCACCAAAAAAUCCUCAUUCUCCAUUUGGGGAUUAUCCAAAGGAAUUUAUGCAAAUCAAAAAAAUCGCUCCAAAAAAACACACUCCAAUACAUGAAGAUUCUUAAGCUGCUACAGUUAUAAAUAAGUUUUAAGGAUUAAGAUAAGGUACAGGUGGAAAAACAGCAAGCCUAUUACCUCAUAAAUAAUUUUGUUUUCCGCCAUAACCUUAGUGCGGAGCAUUUGUUUAGAGAUCAAUUCCUUUGUCUGAAUUCAGAAGAUAUUAUGAUAGAGGAGAUUUACCUAUUAAAGUAGAUCAUUAAGGAUCUGUAAAUAAAAUAAUUUGGAAAAUAUCACCUGAAUAAUUAGAUUAUCAUCAUUAUUUACCUAUUUUCUUUGAUGGAUUAAGAGAAAAAAUGGAUCCUUAUAGAUUUCUUGCUAUUUUAGGUACUUAUGAUUUACUUGAAAAAGGUGCAAAUAAAAUUCUUCCUGUUAUCCCUUAAUUGAUUAUUCCUAUUAAAACUGGAUUAAAUACUAGAGACCCGGAAAUCAUUGGAAUUUUAUUAAAAAUUCUUUAAAAAUUAGUUGUUAGUGGAGAUAUGAUUGGUGAGGCUUUGGUUCCAUAUUAUAGACAAAUACUACCUAUUUUCAAUUUAUAUAAAAAUAAAAAUAUGAAUAUUGGAGAUUUUAUUGAUUAUGGUUAAAGAAAAAAAUUAACUUUAGGCGAUCUUAUUUAAGAAACAUUAGAAUUAUUUGAAUAAACUGGAGGAGAAGAUGCUUUUAUUAAUAUUAAAUAUAUGGUUCCUACAUAUGAAAGUUGCGUUCAUAAUUGAAAAAGGAAUUUAUAAAUAAAAAAAAGAAAGAAAAAUAAACAUAUAUAUUUAUAAUUUAUAAAUAUUUUUUAUUUUUUUAAUAUUUUAGAAAACAUUUUAUUUUUUAAUUUUAAAUUAUAAUUAC